UUAUGUGUCUCAAAGGUUCAACCCUGCAUGCACUUAGUGGUAUUUUCGCUAUCACGGUAGUAGAAAUCAUCGCAUUGGCUUAUCGCCCCCCUCUUAGGCCUAGGUAGAUGAUCUCAUACUCCAUAAUAUUAAUACUCUAUAUGAAAUACGAUUGCAAAUGAGUUUUAUGUGUUGUGGGCUAGUGUAUUUUGAAAAUGAGAUUAUAGUUUGCACUAUCAUUUUACAAAUAGUCUAGGAGAAUAAUAUCAGUUCUUGAGCGUACUCGUGCUGAGUAAAUCCUGGAUAUAUUUUCUUAGCCUUUUUUUUACAAUCCUGCGAUCUAUUUACUGUGAUGGAACUGUAUCUACAAUCAUAGUGGUUUCAGUUGAUAUUUACCUCGUAAAAUUAGUGCAGUGCAGUUUUCUUGUCAGCGCUUCCUGGAGUGAAUUUGAUUCGCAAAGGAGAACUAAACGGAGUAAACGAUGGAUUUGUUGGAGCGCUUAAACACGGUAAUUUUUCCGGAAGCAGUAGGAGCUGGCUGUUUCGGAGAUAACGUGAAGAAAUUCAUUCGUUUCAAAGUUAGCAGCCACCCGGGAACAGAACAAUAUUGUUCCGAUUCCACUUUUGGCCAUGUUUUACUCGAGAGAAAGACGGGUUUCUGCUUUGGUCUACCGGUCUUCGUAAAAACACGUAACAGGUCCAAAUUCCCGACCGAAGCCGAGGCGAACACUAUGUUCCACAACGAGAUUUUAUUCUACAAGACGAUCGUUCCCUUUCUUCGUAAAUACGACAGAUACGACGUCCUAACUACAAGCUUCCCGGAGUUCCUGUACGGAAAAGCGGGCGACGGCCACAAUCCUGAAGAUGACUUCAUAGUAUUGAAUGAUCUCCGUCAUAGAGGUUUCCGGCGGUUCAUAGGAAAACAUUUGGAUGAGAAUCAUUUCCAGCUGAUAAUGGACAGAGCGGGAAAGUUCCACGGGUUGUCGAUACUGUGGCGGGAUGAGGAUCCAGAUGGUUUUGCCGAAGUCACAGGCCGGAUUAAAUUACUCGAUGAGGCGCAGUUAUGGGCGGAUUUUGGCGAAAUCAAAUGCAAAAAGGUUUUCAGGGAGUACAUGUUCCGCGGCGUGGAGCCCCUGCGGGAGGAUCCUGCGUACAGGGAUCGCCUUGCGGGGAUUUCAGGGACCCUGGAGCGCGCCCACGAGCGGGUGGACGAGUGCAUGGUCCCUUCGGGCCCUUUGACGGCCUUGAUCCAGGGCGACUUCCACGUCAACAAUAUGAUGUUCAAGUACGGAGCCGAUGGCACUCCCGUCGAAGUCGCCUUCGUGGAUUUCGGCAUCAUCAAGCUCUGCUCGCCGGCCGUCGAUCUCUGUCGCGUCGCCUUCUUCAGCAUGUCGCCGCAGAUGAAACGGGAUCAUUGGAAUCAACUUCUCCAUCAGUACCAUGAUUCGCUGUGUCGUCAGAUCGGCGACCACCGCUUGAAACCCUCGUUUGAGACAGUUGACGUGGAUAUCCGUACGAAGGGGAUCCAUUCUUACUGCUGUGUUGCGACCGUCAUGCCCAUGGUGAUCAGUCUCAAGGAGGGAGUUCAAGUGCCCCAGCCCCCGACACCCACGAAUUUGGAUCCUGGAGAACUUCAGGAGGCGAUCGAGGCUUACGUAAAGAGGAUGAAGGAGUUGGGAGGUGCCGAUGUCACUGAGUUCCUGGUUGACAUUGUCAGGCACAUGGUUGACAAGCAGUUCAUUUUUGAUGGCUGAAUUAUUCUUCACUGGAAAAAAAACACAUUGGAUCUAGAGUCCAGACUCUUGAAAACA
This is a messenger RNA of Bemisia tabaci, 1790 nucleotides long. RefSeq lists its product as uncharacterized. Lineage: Eukaryota; Metazoa; Arthropoda; Insecta; Hemiptera; Aleyrodidae. The record is from RefSeq and is a predicted model, not a curated record.